AUGUCCACUCUCCUGGAAAGCAUCACUAGCAUGAUUGACAUAUUCCAACAAUACUCAAACAAUGAUAAGGAGGAGGAAACACUGAGCAAAGAAGAGCUGAAGGAACUUCUGGAAGGAGAAUUACAAGCAGUCUUGAAGAAUCCAAAUGACCAAGACAUAGCAGAGGUCUUCAUGCAAAUGCUAGAUGUGGACCACGAUGACAAAAUAGAUUUCACUGAGUAUUUACUAAUGGUAUUAAAGCUGGCACAAGCAUAUUAUGAAACAUCACAAAAGAGAAGAUCCCAAACAAAAGAAUCAGGAAAGAGAAAUAAACAUGAUUACAAAGGACCUGAAGAAAGGAGAGAAAAAGUACAAAGAAGACACAGGCGGAGGAACAGUGGAACUGAUGGAAAGCAAGAAAAUGAACGAUCAAAAAGCCCAAGAGGAAGAGGGAACAAAAGACAAGGAUCAAGCACUAGAUGUGAGGAAAGUGACACAAACAGAAGUAGUGAGAGAGAAAACAAAAGGCACCAUCAUGGUUCAAACAGAAGGCAAAGAAGAGGUUCCAAUUCAUCUGACAGGAAAGAGACAAGAAGUAAGAAACACAGAGAGGUAAAAGAAAGAAAUUAUGCUGGGAUCUAUAACGAUGGAAAAGACGGACAAGAUUGGGAAGUAAGCUAUGAGAAUUGUUAUUACAAAACUAAAAAAAGUAACAGGGAGCAAACAGAAGGAAGAAAUAAUACAAGAAAAGAAUAUCACAAUGAGAGCGAGGACUCCAAUAGUCAGGCAGGCAGGAGAGGCACUGCAGCCACCAGGCACGCAUCUCGCCCCGAACAGUCUCCAGACGCUGCUGGCCGGACCGGAUCCAUCCGUGGACAGCAGUCCGCCCAACGACAUGCUGACUCAGCCCCGGGCAGCACAAGAACCGGCUCCAGACGAAGAGGAGAGUCCCCAGCUGGCCAGCAGUCCCCGACAGAGCCAGGCACACCAAUCCAGGAGGAUAUCUUCAACUUCUUCUCCACUAACCAAAACAACAGCAACCAGGAACAUAAGGAGGAGCAGCAGGUGCCCCAGGUUCUCUGA
Molecule: messenger RNA, 1062 nt
Organism: Rattus rattus (black rat)
Lineage: Eukaryota; Metazoa; Chordata; Mammalia; Rodentia; Muridae
Product: filaggrin-like
Exons: 3
Coding region: 1-1062 (353 amino acids)
Biological process (GO): establishment of skin barrier
Cellular component (GO): keratohyalin granule; cornified envelope
Molecular function (GO): calcium ion binding; transition metal ion binding
Source: RefSeq, a predicted model, not a curated record